GGGACGCGAACGCGCGCACACACCCCUCCCUCACGGCAUCGCCGGCCACCAGCAGCGUCUGACGCUCAGCCCGAGUCGCGACGCAGCAGAGCCUCAUCUGCUCGUGACAUUCCGGCUUUUGUGUCUGAGCGAGGAGGGGGGGAGACCUUCUUUGUGGACCACCAUGGACAUGAUGGGUGACAAAAAGCGGCGACGUGUCAACUGCAAAGGCUUGCUGAAGAAGAACUGGCUGCUGAUCGCCACGGUGGCAUCGGUCCUGCUCGGGAUCAGUCUGGGUGUUGCCGUAAGAGAGUACGCCUCCCUGUCCCAUCUUCACAAGCAGUAUUUCGGCUUCCCGGGAGAGAUUCUAAUGCGAAUGCUUAAGCUGGUCAUCCUCCCACUGAUCAUUUCCAGCAUGAUAACAGGUGUCGCGGCCCUGGACUCGGAGGUGUCAGGCAAGAUCGGCCUGCGAGCUGUCAUUUAUUACUUCUCCACGACGAUUAUCGCCGUCGUCCUUGGUAUUAUUUUGGUGAUGACGAUCAAGCCCGGAGUCUCUCAAACGGCGCAGCACAUCGACAGAGCCGGAACCACGCCCAACGUCACAACCGUCGACACGCUGCUGGACCUCCUCAGAAACAUGUUCCCGGAAAACUUGGUUCAGGCUUGUUUCCAACAGUACAAAACCAAGCGCAAAGAGCUGGAGCCGCCUCAGAAGGUUCCAGUCGCGAACACGGCCAUUCCUCCUCUCGCGACCACUGUCAUGGCCGCCGUGGAGAACAUCACCAAAGAUUACAAAAUCAGCGGCACGUAUUCCGACGGAAUCAACGUUUUGGGCCUCAUCGUAUUCUGCGUUGCGUUCGGACUCGUCAUCGGGAAGAUGGGCGAAAAGGGACGCAUCCUUCUGGAGUUUUUCGACGCCUUGAACGAUGCCACCAUGAAACUGGUGCACAUAAUUAUGUGCUACAUGCCAAUCGGGAUCAUGUUCCUAAUUGCCGCGAAGAUCAUCGAGGUGGAAGACUGGGAGAUCUUCCGGAAGAUGGGUCUUUAUAUGGUGACGGUGCUGAGCGGUCUCGCCAUCCACGCCGUCGUCUGUCUGCCGCUCAUCUUCUUCGUCAUUGUGAGGAAGAACCCGUACGCGUUCACCCUGGGGAUGGCGCAGGCCCUGGUGACGGCGCUCAUGAUCUCCUCCAGCUCUGCCACCCUGCCCGUCACCUUCCGCUGCGCUGAGGAAAACAACGGCGUGGACAAGCGCAUCACCCGCUUCGUCCUGCCCGUGGGCGCCACCAUUAACAUGGACGGCACGGCGCUCUACGAGGCCGUCGCCGCCAUUUUUAUCGCCCAGCUCAACGACUACGCGCUGGACGUGGGGCAGAUCGUGACCAUCAGUAUUACAGCAACAGUGGCAAGUAUCGGAGCUGCGGGGGUCCCUAACGCCGGCCUGGUCACUAUGGUAAUCGUCUUGACAGCUGUCGGACUACCUGCCAGCGAUGUCACGCUCAUCGUCGCUGUGGAUUGGCUGCUAGACCGUUUCCGCACCAUGAUCAACGUGCUGGGCGACGCUUACGGCGCCGGCAUCGUCCAGAAGCUCUCCAAGCACGAGCUGGAGAGGACGGACCUGAGCUCGGACAUGGACCUGGCCAACCCCUUCGCCCUGGAGGCCACGCUGGACGGCGACGAGUGCGACAAGAAAUCCUACGUCAACGGCGGCUUCGCCGUCGACAAGACGGACGCCAUCUCCUUUACCGAAACGUCGCAGUUCUAGAACCCCGCCUCCGCCUGAAGAAAGUGCCACAUACCCUGAGGGUUAAUAGCCUCUAUCAGCACCUAUCAUCAGCAAUAGCAGCUUCCAUUCAUCACUGACAUUUGCCACCGAUUUCAAGUGCUUCCUUUUUACACCGAAACGAUACAUUUAUACUCCUGGAAAAGUCCUUAGUGGACGGAUGAGAGGCCUGUUUAUCAAGCAGUGACAUUCCACAACGCAGCUUUAUUUGCUUCCGAGUAGAAACGCACGGCUACUAUUAACUAUUUGUACAGAAAUGUUACAACUGUGCCAAGCCUGUGAAGAGGUGAGUUGCCUUGACGGCUCGAGUCGUGAAACACUGUGAACUUUGGCCACAUAAUAAGCGUACCGCCCUGUUCUCGUGAGAAUUUUGGGGGGGAAAUGGCGCAGGAAACGUUGCGAUAUUGUGAGAAAAAAGUCGUAACGUCACCAGAUUAAGGCUGGAAUAUUACAAGAAAAAAGUUCAAAGACAGAAUGGUGUAAGGUUUAUGAUUUGAGACGCAUAAGGAAAGAAAUUUGAAAAAAUGUUGUGAUAAAAAGGCACUGUUGCGAAAAAAAUGGUAUUAUGACAAAGUUGUCAUGCUGCGAAAAAUGUGUAGUUUCAGAAAAGGUCAUAGGGUUGCGCUAAAGAUAUGAGGGAAAAAAGUCUCAGUGUUGCGAAGUGAUGAAAUUACAAGAAAAAUGUGGCAAUAACGUGUGGGCAAAAAACGGAAAGUUCCAAAAAAGUGGUCGUAUGAGAAAAAGAUUUCAGUUUGGAAUAUUACAAGAAAAAUGUUGUCAUGAUUCAUAAUGAUCACAAAGUUAUGAAAAAAAGUUGUGGUAUUACAAAAAAAAAACAAAGUUGAGUCUCUUUAUUUUAAUGUGCAAUUAAAUUUAAAAAAAACAGCAUCAGAAACAAUAAAUAAAAUUCCAGUGCGACAAAUUAAGGGUUGGAAUAUAAGAAAAAAGUGAUGAGGGUGUGAGGAAAAGCUGUAGGAUUGUGAAACUGUGACGCUACAAGAAAAAAAAUGCAACAUUGGAAAAUUAACAUCAGAAAACUGAAAGAAAACAUCAGUAAUACUGUGUGAAAUAAGUUGUAAUAUUGCGAAAACCUGGCAAUAUGAGAAGAAAAUCACAUUGGUAAAUUCUCCCGAGAACAGGCUUUUCGAGUCGCGCCUUGUGUUUAGGCUGUUACAAAAUAGAUGAGAACCCGGUUUUUUUUCUUGUUGUUCAUGUUGUAAUUCAGACCAAAUUGCACACACACACACACACACACACACACACACGCGCACGCACACACCAAGGAGACCAAGGUACCGUACUGUAUGCUCUUGUUACCUCCAGUCAGCUUUCCAAGUGUACUCCAAGACACGACUAAAUUCCCUCCGACGCAUUUUGCCAUUGAAAGCGGACAAGGUUGUCGGGCGCAACGUGGCUCGAACGCUUGAUGAGUUUGUCGAUUCAUGUAUUCGCUGUCCAAUAUAUGAAUAAAAAGAAGUCGCUUCCAAAGCACAAAUUACUAUUGAUUA
Molecule: messenger RNA, 3267 nt
Organism: Phycodurus eques (leafy seadragon)
Lineage: Eukaryota; Metazoa; Chordata; Actinopteri; Syngnathiformes; Syngnathidae
Gene: slc1a1
Product: solute carrier family 1 member 1
Exons: 12
Coding region: 164-1741 (525 amino acids)
Biological process (GO): L-glutamate transmembrane transport
Cellular component (GO): plasma membrane
Molecular function (GO): L-glutamate transmembrane transporter activity; L-cysteine transmembrane transporter activity; glutamate:sodium symporter activity
Source: RefSeq, a predicted model, not a curated record